Messenger RNA from Carassius auratus (goldfish), 2064 nucleotides. Its product is annotated as potassium channel subfamily K member 13-like. The record is from RefSeq and is a predicted model, not a curated record. The transcript is spliced from 2 exons. Lineage: Eukaryota; Metazoa; Chordata; Actinopteri; Cypriniformes; Cyprinidae. Gene Ontology annotation, molecular function: outward rectifier potassium channel activity; potassium ion leak channel activity. The coding region runs from base 504 to 1742 and encodes 412 amino acids. Gene Ontology annotation, cellular component: plasma membrane. Gene Ontology annotation, biological process: stabilization of membrane potential; potassium ion transmembrane transport.
GCAGGGAGCGUGCGCUUUUUGUGAGGUUUGUCUACUGAACUUGAGGCACAUCGUGAAUAUUUCUAGUUCUUCCGAGUUUAGCCAGUGUAAACUGUUGUGGAAAGCCUUUUAUAGUAGUUCUAGCUCGUGCACAAAUUCAUUGUCGGAGAUCUCUUCCAUAGCUCACACAUGCAGCCACCUGAUGGACGCACUAUGGCAAAUGGAGUGGAUUGAAAGAAGGUAAGCUUUCCGAAGAGACCUAGUGAGAUGCAUCACAUGGAGAUGAGCUGAACUACUAGAUCCACCCACAGUCUAAUCUAUCAGGAUUUCAGCUGGCACUAAAUCGUUUCUCAAAGGAUGGUAUGAGCAUCUCACAUCAUCAUUGCUCAUAUGCAGUGCAUCUGGUGUACAUGCAGCCAAAGGAUAAUGGAAGACGAGGAAGUUUCUUACAGAUGCUUUCCCACCACCGUUAAAUGUAAGAUGUGGAUACUUUAUUACCAGUCCUGUCCAGCAGUAGUCACAUAAUGGCAUGUAGAGGCGCGUGCUGCUGUGGCUGUGGUCCUGUGAAUGAAGAUAAUGCGAGGUUCAUUAUGUUGCUGCUCCUCAUCAUCCUCUACCUCCUGUGCGGAGCCGCGGUCUUUUCAGCCCUGGAGCAUCCCAAGGAGAGACAGGCGAAGGAAAAGUGGGCUCAGAGGUUUGAGCUUUUCAGCCAAAAGUACAAUCUCAACAGAAGUGAUCUGGAGAAGUUCUUGAGACAUUAUGAAGAGGCGAACAUCGCAGGAAUACGGGUGGACACCCUCAGACCGCGCUGGGAUUUUACCGGAGCCUUUUACUUUGUCGGUACUGUCGUGUCCACCAUCGGGUUUGGAAUGACCACACCAGCCACAGUCGGUGGCAAAAUCUUCCUGAUCUUUUAUGGCCUCAUUGGCUGUGCAGCCACUAUUUUAUUUUUUAAUCUGUUUUUGGAGAGAAUGAUAACGGUCUUGGCUUUUGUCCUCAAAUCCUGCCAUGAAAUCCAACGGCGACGCAAAGGAGUUUUACCUCACGACAGCAGACAAGACUCAAGAAAUGCAAGGCUAAACAGUAAAGACAGUCUUGCAGGAUGGAAGCCCUCGGUGUACUGUGUGAUGCUGAUCCUUUGUGUGGCAGCAAUAAUCAUUUCUUGUUGUGCUUCGGCCAUGUACUCCUCGAUCGAGGGAUGGGAAUACUUAGACUCACUCUACUUCUGCUUCGUGGCAUUUAGCACCAUUGGUUUCGGGGAUAUGGUCAGCAGCCAGCGGGCCAGUUACGAGAACCAAACCGUCUACAGAAUUGGCAAUUUCUUCUUUAUUUUAAUGGGCGUUUGCUGCAUUUACUCGCUAUUCAAUGUCAUCUCCAUUGUUAUCAAGCAGGUGCUCAACUGGCUCCUGAAAAGGCUCAAGAUCCCAUGCCUUCACUGCCCUGGGAGGUCUCUCCGGCCCCGUAGGAACGCAGUCAUGCCGGCCCAUGUCCGAACACGUGUUCGCAACAUAUCCAUAGACACUGAUGCAGUGAACGACAGUGAGACGGAUGGACGCAGGAUGUCUGGAGAGAUGAUCUCCAUGAGAGACUUCCUGGUGGCUAAUAAGGUCAACUUGGCGAUCAUGCAGAAACAACUCUCGGAGACUGCCAACGGCCAUCCCAGGCCAUGCGGGUCAACAAAUAGACACAAUGGAUUUUCUGGUGGGGUCGGAGCCCUGGGCAUAAUGAAUAAUAGGCUUGCAGAAACCAGUGUGGACAGAUAAAUAUAACCCUUCCAAAUAAAAUAACACAAUGGCUUUAUGAAAAGCCAGAAUGCACUGCCCAAAGUUUAGUAAAUAUUACUUUUAUAAUACAGAUGUAGGCUCGUAAACACAGUCUGUUAUGUGAGUUGAAUGCUGUAUAGUUGAAAUAUCCAUUGCUGGCUUAAAGGUAAAGAGAAUGGAGCUCAGGUCUGUUUCUAAGAUUGAUGUGCUGGGAGAGACUUUUGACUCAAACUCUCUCAUGAUUGUAGGGUUUUUAUUUUUUCUCUAGGAUGUUGCAAUCAGCAAGAGCACUUUGUAUGACAAAAAUAAAUAAAUAAGCACA